UUAAAACAAAUUUUUUUUUUCAGUUAAACAUUUCCAAUGAAAAAUUUCAGUUAAUAAAAUUCUUAGUGAAAACGUUUUAGAGAUAAAAAGUAGAAAAUCAUGGAUAAAGAAGACGUUUAUGACUUUUUGGAUAUUGCAUCUAUUUAUGAUAAAACUGGACGCAUACUUGAGGCUGAGUUUCUUUAUCAAAAAAUUGUUCCACAUUUAGUUGAUGAAUACAUUUAUAAAAAGUGCAAGAAGGAUAAAACUGCAUGCUAUGGACCAAUUAGGGACUCUAUAGAACGAAUUGGACUUAUCCGUCAUCACAUCAACAAUUUACUUUUGAAUAGACAUCUCAUAGUAGAAUUCGAAAUCCAAAAUGAUGACAUUAUACAAGGUUAUGGUCAACUUUUUGGUAAGUAUCUACAAACAAAUCUUAAAGAGAUGAUCUUAGAAGAACCGCAACUCAGUAAAGAGCAUGAAAUAAAAAAUCUAUUCAGAUUUUUCAAAGCUGUUACUCUCAAAUGCAGACAACUGUCAUUUGUGAAAAUCUGCACCAAACCUGCAGAGCAGGAUGCGGACAAGCAGCAUGAACUCUUACAGAAGUUGGUGUAUGCCUUCAAUGACAAACGUAAAGUUGGUAUGAAAAUUGAUUUUAAACCAGAUUUAGAGAAAACGAAAAUGAUUCUUAGCAAUGGUUAUAUGAUAACCUUAAGUACUGGCUUACAUAUCUUUAAGAAAGAGAGACUGAGGACAUUAAGUUACGUCACACCCAGCUUAUUCGCUAUCAAACCAAAGUAUAAUCAACUA
Molecule: messenger RNA, 789 nt
Organism: Teleopsis dalmanni
Lineage: Eukaryota; Metazoa; Arthropoda; Insecta; Diptera; Diopsidae
Exons: 1
Source: RefSeq, a predicted model, not a curated record